CAAUAUUGUAUGAUGGACAUUGGAAUGACAACAAAAAAUUCGUGGGUUAUAGGUUGACAGCUAUGUUGGUUAAUGACAAUGCCACAUCUUUAGAUGCUUUACAACUAUUGUAUAAAGAGUUGCCUCUAAAGUUGGAUUGUCAUCGCCACUACAUUAAGAUUUUUGUUGAUAUGAACCUUGGAGAAUGGAAAUAAUAUUUUAGAGGUUUUGGGUGACAGUGGUAUGAGUUGGUACCUACAUAUGGCAAAAUCUGAUAAAGAAAUGAAAUACCCACUCAUUGUAAGUUUUGAGGAGCGUCCAAUGGUUGAACUAAUUCAAAAGUCCAUUGAGAAUAAUCGUUUGUUGUCGGAGUCUGUUACUGAUCACUCCUCUAUAAUGGAAUCAGAUUUGUCUUCAAAGUUUGUGCCAAACUUUGAAGUAGGUUCAUCGUCAAAUUCUCAUGGUGGGAGAAGUGGUAGUUCAACUGUUCUAAGUUCCAACAUGAACAAUUCUCCAACUUCAGAAAACGUAGACUCUAUAUUUGUAGAUCCCAUUGGAUUGGAAGAUCUGAAAGUCAAAUACUUAUUUGAAAUUAAAGAAAAGUUGAAGACUGCAUUAGGGUUGAUCUUAAUUAAGAUUUUUUUUGAAUUUGUGACUAUUAAGUCUAACCAAACUAGAUUGGUUGUCAGAUGUGUAGUUCCAAAUUGUGAAUGGUACAUGAGGGCUUCAAAGUAUGGAAAUAGAGAUUUUUUUAUGGUAAGGAAGUAUGUCAAUGAUCAUACUUGUCCAGUUGAUGUUGUGUUAAAUGAUCAUCGUCAAGCUACUAGCAAAUUAGUGAGUGAUUGUGUAACUAACUUGCUAAGAGAUGAUGCAACAACAUGUCCUAAACAGAUAGUAGCUCAUAUGUUGAGAGAAUAUGGGGUCCAUAUUAGUUACUUCAAAGCUCGUAUGGCAAAGGAAAAAGCAUUGGAGGCAUUACAAGGAUCUGCUAAUGAGUCAUAUGCUCUAUUGCAUCAUAUCUCCAUGCUCUAAAGUCUUCUAAUCCUGGUAUGUGGUUGUUUGGUUUGUAAUUUUUUGUUUUGUUGUUGUGUAUGUCUUUAUGGUGUAGUUUUUUUUUAUUGAUAUAUCUAUAUAUUUUUCUUUAAUAAAAUAUGUUUAUGAUGUACUCAGCACAUAUUUCAAUAAAUAACACAUAUUUCUAUAUAGUUUUUUCGUUAUUUAUUGUUUAUCAUGUUUAGU
This is a messenger RNA of Humulus lupulus (European hop), 1218 nucleotides long. RefSeq lists its product as uncharacterized. The transcript has 2 exons. The record is from RefSeq and is a predicted model, not a curated record. Lineage: Eukaryota; Viridiplantae; Streptophyta; Magnoliopsida; Rosales; Cannabaceae. Bases 223 to 1011 code for a protein of 262 amino acids.